UAGUGGGCGGGUCCGGUGCGGGGACACGGCGAGCAAGGAUGACUAAAAAGAAGCGGGAGAAUCUCGGCGUCGCUCAGGAGAUUGAUGGGCUAGAGGAGAAGCUGUCUCAGUGUCGGAAGGACCUAGAGGCUGUGACCUCCCAGCUCUACAGGGCAGAGCUGAGUCCUGAGGACAGAGAAGGAGCUAAAGCGGCUUCGGCAAGAGAAUCGGAAGAACAUGCUCCUCUCGGUGGCCAUCUUCCUCCUCCUCGCUCUACUCUAUGCCCACUGGACUAUGUGAGUUAG
Molecule: messenger RNA, 284 nt
Organism: Peromyscus californicus insignis
Lineage: Eukaryota; Metazoa; Chordata; Mammalia; Rodentia; Cricetidae
Gene: Ccdc167
Product: coiled-coil domain containing 167
Exons: 3
Coding region: 39-284 (81 amino acids)
Source: RefSeq, a predicted model, not a curated record